Molecule: messenger RNA, 3369 nt
Organism: Meriones unguiculatus (Mongolian gerbil)
Lineage: Eukaryota; Metazoa; Chordata; Mammalia; Rodentia; Muridae
Gene: Lbx1
Product: ladybird homeobox 1
Exons: 3
Coding region: 1437-2276 (279 amino acids)
Biological process (GO): regulation of DNA-templated transcription
Molecular function (GO): DNA binding; DNA-binding transcription factor activity, RNA polymerase II-specific
Source: RefSeq, a predicted model, not a curated record
GCUUUUCCGUCCCUCGAGAUAGGACGCAGGGGCUGUGCUCUGGGGCCUCUUCUCUCUUCCUACUCCACCUAGUUUGUGUUGGGCCCUAAUUUUCCAUUUCUUCUCUUGGAAAAAGGAUGGAAGGAAAGAGUGUUCAUAAACGUAUAUAUUGGGGGGCGGAAGGGAGGUUCACAAACGUUUAAAACGAUCUCAAACAGUUAAAUAGAGAUAAGAAAUCUAGAAUAUGUACAGAGAAAGCUUGUUCCUGCCCCUCCAAACUAAGUUUCUCUCUCUCUCUCCUUUCCUCCCCCUUCCGAUAGGGAGGCUCCCAUUCUUUCUGUCCCACUCCCUGCCCUGGUUCACAAAUCCUCCAGCUGCUUUUGAAACUCUUCUCUGGCCCAAGCUCCUGGACCACACCGACCACUCCGGAGUUCGCAGACAAAGCAGGUCUGGUGUGAGCACCAGCGGAGGGAGAGGAGUUCCUCCUCCCGGUCCCCACAGCCUCUUCCUUUCGUCCUCUUUCCAAGGGAAGAAGUGGAAAAUUAGGGCCCAACACAAACCAGAUGGAGUAGCAAGAGAGAAGAGGAUCCCAGAGCACAGCCCCUGGCGAAUCUCAAGGGAAAGGAAAGGCGUCGCUGAGAUUCAAGCCCUCCAGUGCGUCUAGAGGUUCGUAAACGUUAAAAAACAAAAACACGGAAACCACGCACAAAUCCACACACACACACACAAACAACUUUCAAAUAAAGACGCACACAGAACGCCCGCCCUGUGUGCAGGGAGUGCAGGCCCCGGGCUCCACAGCCGGGUUCUCCGGCCUCGCUGCGAGUUUCCGAGAGCCCAGCCCAGCCGCGGCCCGGCCCCUCCCCGGCCCCCACCGCAUCCGGAACAGCUGGAGCCGGCCCGCCGCGCGCUCCAGCCCUGGGCCCGGCGGGGCGGGGCGGGCGGCGGGGCCCCGGCCCUGGCCCGGGCAGACGGCGGCGGGGACGCCCGGGACCCGCUCGGGGAACCCGGACAGCCGGCCGACUUUCCGCCAGGCUCCCGUCAGCGGACGCGCGCGCGGUGGCCCUGGCGGGCCCCUGCGGGAGGGCAAGAGGGGGCGAGCUUGCAGAAGGAGUCCGGGCUCGGCGCCCUCGCCUCGGCUCUCCCGGCCACCGCCGCCAGGACCCCGGGCCAGGAGCCGCCGCGGCCGAGCCACCUGACACCUUUAAAUAGCACCGGGGCCGGCGAAACUGGAGCCCGGCGCGCCGCUCCCCGGCUCCGGCCCGGGCGUGCUGCAGGCGGCGGCGGCCGCAGCGCUCUCCUCCCGGGGCCCCGCGCCGCCCGCCCGGCCCGGGUCGCCGCGCUAGCCGGCCCCGCCGCCCGCCCGCACGCCGCCCGCCGCCCGCCGGCCCCCGGCAGCGCCCGGAGCCCCAGCCGCCCCGGCCGGGCCCCCGAGCGAGCGAGCGAGCCAGGCCGAGAUGACUUCCAAGGAGGACGGCAAGGCGGCGCCGGGGGAGGAGCGGCGGCGCAGCCCCCUGGACCACCUGCCGCCGCCCGCUAACUCCAACAAGCCGCUGACGCCCUUCAGCAUCGAGGACAUCCUGAGCAAGCCGUCGGUGCGGAGGGGCUACUCGCUGUGCGGGGCGGCGCAGCUGCUGGCCGCCGCCGACAAGCACGCGCCGGCCGGCCUGCCGCUGGCGGGCCGCGCGCUGCUCUCGCAGACGUCGCCGCUCUGCGCGCUGGAGGAGCUGGCCAGCAAGACCUUCAAGGGGCUGGAGGUCAGCGUCCUGCAGGCCGCCGAAGGCCGCGAUGGGAUGACCAUCUUUGGGCAGCGGCAGACGCCGAAGAAGCGGCGAAAAUCACGCACGGCCUUCACCAACCACCAGAUCUACGAGCUGGAGAAGCGCUUCCUGUACCAGAAGUACCUGUCGCCGGCGGACCGCGACCAGAUCGCGCAGCAGCUGGGCCUCACCAACGCGCAGGUCAUCACCUGGUUCCAGAACCGGCGCGCCAAGCUCAAGCGGGACCUGGAGGAGAUGAAGGCCGACGUGGAGUCCGCCAAGAAACUGGGCCCCAGCGGCCAGAUGGACAUCGUGGCCCUGGCCGAACUGGAGCAGAACUCGGAGGCCGCGGGCGGCGGCGGCUGCGGCAGGGCCAAGUCUAGGCCGGGCUCCCCCGCGCUCCCGCCGGGCGCCCCGCAGGCCCCGGGCGGCGGGCCCUUGCAGCUCUCGCCGGCCUCCCCGCUCACGGACCAGCGGGCCAGCAGCCAGGACUGCUCGGAGGACGAGGAAGACGAGGAGAUCGACGUGGCCGACUGAGCCGCCGCCCGGCCCCGAGCCCGCGCGCCCGCCCGCCGCCUCCCGGACCGGACCGUGCGGGGAGCUGGGACCUCCCCCGCACCUCCCGCCUCCACCCUCGUCCCGGGGCCGGACCCGGCCCCCGACAGCCGCCUCCUCCCUCUCGAAGCAAUAAAUCCGGGCCGGCCGGCGGGGCCGGCCGCCAGCCGCGGCCUCCGCCGCCCCGGAAGCCCUCGCCGUGCAAUUCUGUAUGGCUUCUGUAUAAAUAUUUAAGCCUAUAUCGUGGGUCCCUCCCACCGCAGCCUGAUCUUUUUUUCUUUCUUUUGUUAUUACUAUUAUUGUUAUUAUUAUUUUCGAAUCUCAGAGAUUUCCAUGUUUCAAAGCCCCGGUGCUGCCGGGUCGGCUGACGGUGAGGCGGACUCAUGAACGGCGAUCACUAACUCCUGGGGUCUAGAAGCUGUUUUAAUUUUUCUCUGCAUGUGGCGAAUGCACUGGUCCGCUCACCUCCCUCGGCCUGUUACGGUUGACUUUUAAUUUUCUUCUGCCUUUUAUUCCCCCCUGCGUGAGAAGGUGUGGGGGGGGAGGUAGCCCGGCCUUGACUUGCAAGUUUCAAAAUCGAUCUUUUCUUUCCCCAGCGAGAGAAGUCUGUUUUCGAUGGCGUGUCUGUCUCCCGAUAUCCACUAUUUUUAAAAUUUCUCCAAACCUCCCUGCAUUUUCUCGGACUGAAUGCUGGAGUCUGGCUCUUAGGGAAUAAACGAGGGGAUAUCCAACCAACCCUGGAAAACAGAACCCAAAGCCCUAGAAUUAUUUUUUACUCUUUUUAGAUGAUGAUGAUUAUUAUUUUAUUUUUGCAUGUGACAGAGACCUAAAGAAGGGCGACCCGAACGCUCACCCUCCCCUCCUCUGCAGCUCUGGGUCUAUCAAGGACACCUCUCCGGUCCCAACUCGGCCCUACGAGGGCGGCCCUGUGGGGAGGGUGGGUUCCGGGUGCCCCUUUCCAGUCCCUGUCCUGCCCCCUCUUUCUCCGACUGUACCCAAGGCCUCUUUCUCCGAUAAAUAAAGUCUUUGCCAUUUUACUAGAACGGGCCGCGACCGCAUCCGCGAGAAGGGGCCA